AUGUCACAGCUACAAUUUACCCCCUGGAAAGAGCAUUCCCAGCUCCUUGCUGUACGGUAUCAAUUCUAUCCGCCGCCCAGCUACAAGGGACCGGAUUUGCGGGCCACGGCCUCAGCUCUUGUGUGGACUUGGAAAAUUCGAGGGAAUUUGCCCCAUGCAGUCGAGGCUACUGCGCUAUUGACGGACGCCUUUUUGCACGACCACCCACAGAAAAAUUCGAUUUUUUCGAUAAGAGCGACAUAUUCCUCUGCCUUUUGCAGAUUCGUUACUGGUCUGGUAGACUCAAAGCUAUAUGGCAGGAAACAGACUAUGUACCACAAGGCAACGGCACUAGGCGUGCCUGCGUCCUUUGUGGAGCUUCGUCAUGAAGCUACUCAUCGCGAAUUGCCAUCUUUGGCAGCACUACGGACCGCAGCUCAACGAUCCCUUGAUUGGUUAUGGAAUUACUACUGGGUAAAGCUUGAAGAGGGUAUUCUCUUUAAAAACUAUCCGCUUGACCCCUCAAACGAGCAAGUAUUGAGCGAUUCGAUAUGGAAUAUUGUGUCUGCCAUGGCCGAACAAAGAGCAGGCUUCAGUGAUCCUCGCAAAAACGAGUACUUGGACGAAAGCCGAAGUCCAGCGUUGAUGAUUAACGAGCUUACAAAAAUUUGUGAGUGUGAUGACCGUGGAGGAGUAUUUCUUGCAAAGGCACUUUUGCGUAGAGGCAUUUUGAUACCGGAAUCUCGAAGUUCGACCAGUCAAAUGAACCAAUUAUUCACGUUAUGGGAUGGGUUUUUGACUGAAAUGUGUCAAUUAUACAGACCCUUUCUGACCCAAUUCACUGAGGCCAUGGCAAACGUUUUGGUCGCGCCUACAUCACUAAAUUCCGAAGUUGACACAUACAAAGAGAUUGUCUACGCUUGGUUCAAGCAUGUUCUGGAUUCAAGUUCUUGGUCUGCUCUCCGAAAGAAGUAUUUAUUCUUGUCGUAUACUCAAGGAUUAUUUGAAAGCACAACCGGGCACUGGGCUGAGAAGGCGCAGGAAUUGGUUGCAAGCUGUAGCUCUGAGGAGGAGGUUACCCUCAAGGGAGAGGUAGCAAUUAAUGAAACAGACGGGAAUCCGGUAAUGGGCGUGGUUGAAAUUUCAGAUGAAUCCGACACAGAAAUGCUGAGGGAGUUUGGCUGGAACAUUAACAGAAAACGAAGUUUCAAGCCCAUCGGGAUGGUCUAG
Ophidiomyces ophidiicola is the source of this 1209-nucleotide messenger RNA. RefSeq lists its product as uncharacterized. Gene Ontology annotation, cellular component: Las1 complex; preribosome, large subunit precursor. Gene Ontology annotation, biological process: maturation of LSU-rRNA; maturation of 5.8S rRNA. Lineage: Eukaryota; Fungi; Ascomycota; Eurotiomycetes; Onygenales; Onygenaceae. The coding region runs from base 1 to 1209 and encodes 402 amino acids. The record is from RefSeq and is a predicted model, not a curated record. The transcript is spliced from 4 exons. Gene Ontology annotation, molecular function: endonuclease activity.